UGGGGUUUAUAUGUUUGUUUUGUGCUGGAGAUCAGCGGCUGGGCAGGGUCUGCGAGGUCUUUGUGUCCCAGGAGGAUUUAGGAAAUCCAUUGCGGAGGUUCACGGGGAUGGAAAAUGAGAAAGCGGCAGGGAGAAUAUCUAUGGAAUAUGCAAAGAUCAAUAAAAUUUCGGGGGGUGGCUAAAGCCUUUGUAGUUUAGGGGCUUUGAGGGAUCCUGAAAAAACAGGAUAAAAAUGCUUUGCGAAGAGCAGGAUAUAGGAUCUCUCAAAGCUCUCUGUAGUAAUGGUAGUAGUAGUAGAAAUAAUUAAACAAAUCGUAUUAAGUUGGAUGUUUAUGCACAGAUGUCUCCAGUUUUAAAAAGAUCUGAGUAGAGAAGUGUGGUUUGUAUGCAGCCCGUGUGUGGGUUGUUUUCCCUCUUGGCUAAUUGGCCAGGCUGUUGCUAAAUACCGAAAAGGUUUCUGGGUGCAGGCCCCUGGCACAGAUUUGCAUAAAAUGUACACAUAUGGUUAUUUGUAUGUGUAGAUGCAACUGUAGGUCUCUCUGAGCAAUGAGAUGGGUCACUGGGUCUGUUCCUUUUACUCUGCAAAAAGGAGGAUAAAAUGCUCUUCAAAGAGUACUUUGUCCUGUGCUUCAGGAUCCCUCAAAGCUCUGUGCAGUGAUAAUGAUAAUAUUAGGUUUGAGGUUUAUGCCCAGGCAUUAUCCAGUUUUCAAAGAUCUGAGUGAGUAAGGUGGGGAAUAAGGUUGCCAACUUGUGAACUGGCCCUUGUUGCUGUGCCUUUAAGAGCAGUUUUGCGCUGCAGGUGGAUGGCACUUUUCUCCCUAGUGGGAUAAAUCUUUACUUGCUUUAUUUUGUGGAUCAGGCCCCUGUUAAAGGCACAGGAGAAGACCAAACUGGAUUUAUUCAUUUAUUUAUUUUGUCAUUGUGCAGCGUACACACAAUACAUUCAAAGUACAUCCCUUCCCCUCAAAGUACCCUGGGAAGUGUAGUUUACAACCUCACAAAGCUACAGUUCCCAGCACCCUUAAGAAACCAUGGCUCCCCCAAUUCUAUUCUUUUUGCCGGGGGGGGGAUAUGCCUUAAUUUGCUAUGUACACUCACACAUACCUCUCUAUCCUCCAUCCAGGCAAGGAAGAGGAAUUAUCAGAGUUCGAGAACACCUCCCAGUCUGCCAAAACCCUCAAGGAUCAUUUAGCGUUCCAGCUGUUGGUGCUGUUCAUGGACGGGGCUGCUAUCUUCUUUGAGGCAGAGGGAGCUCCGUCAGACAAUGUGCAGAGGCUCCUGGGCCAGGGAGUCAAACAGGAGGAUUACCAGGAGUCACUGGUAGGAGGAUUGUGGGAAAGGGAGAAUGAAGGGGAAGCAAACACCAAUAUUCAAGAUGAACCAAUGAGGCAGCAGGGAAGAAAAGUGGCAGUCAGAGAUAAACGGAGGAAUAAAUCCAUUGCCAGCAAAGGUGAGGACACCCAUGAAAUCCCAGUCCAACAAAACGUGCAGGAGGAUGAGAGAAGGAACAAGUGCCACGUGUGUGGGAAAAUAUUUUGUUCUAAAUCACGCCUUAAAGUACAUCAGAGAAUUCACACAGAGAAGAGGCCAUAUAAAUGUUUUGAAUGUGGAAAGAGUUUUAGACAGAGUGGACACCUUUCUCAGCAUCAGAGAAUGCACACCGGUGAGAAACGAUAUAAAUGCUUGGAAUGUGGGAAGAGCUUCAGUCAGAGUACAUAUUUUAUUCUGCAUAAAAUAACCCACACAGGUGAGAAACCUUUUACAUGUUUGGAGUGUGGCAAGAGCUUCAGUCACAGCAGGAGGCUUACUAUACAUCGCACAAUCCAUACAGGGGAAAGGCCUUAUAAAUGUAAGGAGUGCGGACAGAGCUUCAGUCAGAGCACACACCUUACUUCACAUCAAAGGAUCCACACAGGGGAGAAACCAUAUAAAUGUCAGGAGUGUGGGAAAUGUUUCAAUCAGAGCACACAUCUUACUUUGCAUCGAAGAAUCCACACAGGGGAGAAACCUUAUCAGUGUUUGGAGUGUGGAAAAUCCUUCAGUCAGAGACCACAUCUUACUCUGCAUCAAAGAAUUCACACAGAGGAGAAAAUGUAUAAAUGUUCAGAGUGCGGAAAGAGCUUCCACCGAAGUGACCAUCUGACUUCACAUCAAAGAGUACACACCGGGGAGAAACCUUAUCAGUGCCCACAGUGUGGAAAGCGCUUUAGUCGAAGUGCAAUCCUUACUAAACAUCAAAUCUCCCACAAAGUUGGAGAAACUCCCACUUGAACAAAUAUGGCUCUGCUUUGAGUGUCCCAGGCUUCCCAGUGGUCACUUUCUCCUUGGAUAUCCCUGCCUUGGACGUUGUGAUGCACUGCCAUUUGAGUGAGUGUCUUGAGUUGCUUUAAAUUGCAUGGUCCAUGCUCCCCCCCCCCCCCCAGGCAGUAGCCAUUUUCUUUUAAAUAAGAAGGCUAUGUAGUUAUGCUGCUAGGGAACUUCUUUCAACUAGAUGGGCUGGUGGAAGUAAAAUGUUUGCCUUAUUAGUAAUUGCUUUAUUUAGUAUUUCUUUGUGAAAUCAUCCCUCUUUUGAACAACUGCUGUUUUGCACAUCGCACUGUUUAGAGCAGUGGUUCUCAAAUGUUUUUCCCCAUGGACCACUUGAACAUUUCUGAGGGCCUUGGAAGACCAGUUAAUGAUUUUUCUGCCUGUUGCAGCAGUUGUAAUGUGCUGUGCUAGGUGCUGUAUGAUUUUUAAUUGCAUUUUAUUGCUUCUUUAAUUUCUUACAUAUUGUACUUUAAUUCAAAUUGUGAUACAGUAAAAUACAAUAUGAAAAAUAAAAGAAGCCAUUAAAAUAUAAUUUAAAAAUCAGUAUGAAUGUGUCAUAUCUCCCGUCUUCAGCCACAGAUCCACAGACAGCACAGACCACCUGAAUGAAGCUCACAGACCACUGGUGGUCCACGGACCACAGUUUGGGAACCCCUGAUUCAGAGUCUUUUAUUAUACACACUGUAAAUUUGCCUUUGUGUUUCUCAGUCAGGGCUGUGGAACCUCUGGCUACCGAAUGUUGCUGGACUCCAGCUGUCAUCAGCUGUGACCACUGGUCGCGCUGCCUGGAGCUGAUGGAAGUUGGGAGUGCAACGACAUCUGAAGGGCCACCAGAUUCACAAUCCCUGUUCUAAGUAGUCAUUUCAGGUCAUGCUAUUAUUUCUUCACGUGUGUGUAUGUGUAUAUAUAUAUAUUUGUUUUCUUUACUAUCAAUAAACCCUUCACUUCCUUUCA
Molecule: messenger RNA, 3261 nt
Organism: Rhineura floridana
Lineage: Eukaryota; Metazoa; Chordata; Lepidosauria; Squamata; Rhineuridae
Product: zinc finger protein 239-like
Exons: 3
Coding region: 1087-2271 (394 amino acids)
Biological process (GO): negative regulation of transcription by RNA polymerase II; regulation of cytokine production; regulation of immune system process
Molecular function (GO): RNA polymerase II cis-regulatory region sequence-specific DNA binding; DNA-binding transcription factor activity, RNA polymerase II-specific
Source: RefSeq, a predicted model, not a curated record